Messenger RNA from Prosopis cineraria, 1172 nucleotides. RefSeq names its product truncated transcription factor CAULIFLOWER A-like. The record is from RefSeq and is a predicted model, not a curated record. The transcript is spliced from 9 exons. Gene Ontology annotation, biological process: positive regulation of transcription by RNA polymerase II. Gene Ontology annotation, cellular component: nucleus. Bases 186 to 911 code for a protein of 241 amino acids. Gene Ontology annotation, molecular function: RNA polymerase II cis-regulatory region sequence-specific DNA binding; protein dimerization activity; DNA-binding transcription factor activity, RNA polymerase II-specific. NCBI's taxonomy places the organism in Eukaryota, Viridiplantae, Streptophyta, Magnoliopsida, Fabales, Fabaceae.
CUUAACGCCCAUCAUAGAUCAACGCAUCAGUGUUUUCUCCCGUACAAUCCCAGAACCACACUCGCUCCUCUCUUCUCUCCUCCCUCUCGAUUCUCAGUCACAACGUGAUCGACACGCAAUACAAUCCCUCAUCAGCAAUAAGAAAGGAACAUCGCAGUCCAGCUGGCUGUGUGUUGAGAGAGAUCAUGGGGAGGGGAAGAGUACAGUUGAAGAGGAUCGAGAACAAGAUCAACAGGCAAGUGACUUUCUCGAAGAGAAGGUCUGGUUUGCAGAAGAAAGCCCACGAGAUCUCUGUCCUUUGCGAUGCCGAGGUUGCUCUCAUCGUCUUCUCCACCAAGGGCAAGCUCUCUCACUACUCCAGCGACCCCUGCAUGGAAAAAAUUCUUGAACGCUAUGAGAGGUAUUCAUAUGCAGAAAAGCAGCUAGUUGCACCUGAUCGUUCACCAACUGAAAACUGGACUUUAGAGCACGCAAAGCUUAAGGCUAGGAUGGAGGUCCUGCAAAGAAAUCUAAAGCAUUAUAAGGGAGAAGAUCUGGAAGGCCUGAGUCUCAAGGAGCUCCAGAAUGUGGAGCAUCAGCUAGAUAAUGCUCUCAAACAUAUCAGAACACGCAAGAACCAACUCAUGUAUGAAUCAAUUUCAGAGUACCAGAAAAAGGAUAAGAAACUCCAGGAACAAAACAACUUGCUGGCUAAGAAGAUAAAGGAGAAAGAGAAGGCCAUGUUGGAACAGGCACGUGAGGAAAAGGACGAUCACGAGCACAAUGAUAUCCUCGUACCCUCAAACAUUGGAGGAUCCCUAGAAGCAAGUGGUGGUGGAGGACAUAAAGAAGGAACGAUGGCUCAGGACCAGGACCAGGCUGUAGCUAGCCCGUUGCUUCCCUCGUGGAUGCUUCCGCCCAUCAGUGAUUGAAAGUGCUCGAGCGCUAUCUUCACAUGUAUACUGUAUAAAUUGAAAGGCGCAUAUACAUAUAUACACGCACGCGCACACAUUCCUCUGGAGCAACAUUUAAUAUGAUGGAAAGGAGAUUAUUUAUAUAAUAUAUGCACGUAAAUGUGAAGACGUGAUAAGUUUGAGUGAGUGGUUUGGAUAGUAGUGAAAUAUAUGACCAGGUUUUUAGAGGAUUCGGGUUGGAUUCCAACCAAAUAUAUUCAUCACCGUUUCAAGGAUUCA